This is a messenger RNA of Symbiodinium sp. CCMP2592, 954 nucleotides long. The record is from the annotation of a GenBank genome assembly. Lineage: Eukaryota; Dinophyceae; Suessiales; Symbiodiniaceae.
AUGCAGAUGGACUGUAUUUCGGCGAUCAACGGUUUCCAGCUGUCCAUGCCCAGUGCUACAGAUCAACUGAGCUGCCUUGAGUGGGAUUUCUGGUACGAUUACUUCGGCUGCCCGCAGACGUCUGGAACAUCACCAAGCAAGGAUACACCAGAUAUACAGGCCGUGGUGAAUUCCAUUCCCGCAUAUUGCGACAUCGCGGAUUUUACUUUGGUUUUAGCUCCCGCCAUCAAGCACUCCGACACCCACCACACAAUCAGCCAGCGCACAUGGAGCAACCGCGGAUGGUGCAGGUUGGAGCGCUUGGCGACAAAGCUGUCAGGCAACGACAAAAGUCUCGUGGUGGUAUCAGCACCAACAAGGCUUUUGGUGACAGCGGGGCCGGAUUGGAUCAAAGCCUGGCCGGACGAAGGCACCUUCACCUUGGAUGCAGAUCGUCAUGUUGUGCGGGAGGUGACAGGCCAGCUUAUCGACAUGAAGUGUCAAAGCUUGUGGGAGCAGGGUGACAAGGAGAAGUGGCGUUUCUACAGCGCGCUCGUGCCAAAAGCGCGAGGUUUCCAAGGCUGUCAGUUCGGCGAAAGUCUCCCAGAGUUCUUAAACAGAUACGAACUGGACACACCAAGCUGCUUCUGUCUUGGCACAGCCCUGACACCAUUGAUCUUGGCAAGCAUCGAGGGCAACUUGGAUGUCAUGACGCAGCUCCUGGAGAAGCAGGCAGACGUAAAUCAGGUUAUCCCUUGGAACAUGCCGGAUGCUCACAUCGAUGGUCGCCACAGCGCCUUGUCCAUGGCUUCCAUGCUAUCGACUCCGGAGGCUGUGAAGAAGCUUCUGAAUUGGGGGGCAUCAAUGGAUCUAGUCAAGAACAUGAACAACUCCUCUGUCCUCUCCAUUGCUGGAUACUUCGGCAAUGCCCCGGCCAUGAAGGUGCUUUUGGCCCAUGAUGCUCUUAAACCCUAA